AUACAUUGUUCCACGUCUAAAUGGGGGAAUCAGUAGGUCAGAGGUCAUAAUGCCUCCAAAAGCCAUCGCAGAGUUCAUCUUUGAGAUCCGUAGACUCAAGACCUAGUGAAGAAUUGUUUGGCAUGCACACUCGCAGUCUAACGACCACGUUAUUACCUAUUUGAAAUAUUUUACAAGUAGUAUCACUGUUGAUACGUUGCAUACAAUGCGAAGCAAACGAUGGACAGGAUUCUUCAUGGUUGCAAUCACCAUUUUUGUUGGAUGCAUGGGAAAAAAGGAAAACAACGUCACCAAGUCGGAACUAAAGCAGUUGACGGAAGAACUUUAUGGCAAUGAAGAUCGGAACUUUCAAUCUCAUGUUGAGAUCAAUUUUCAGGGCAAAUUGACGAAGAGGAAAUUCAGCGACGUUGCGCCCCAACCGUUGUUAGCCGUGGAUGACGAGAUUCUUGAAAAUCCAGUAGUAAAAAGCCUUCGCAAGUUGUUCGACAAUUACGAAAUGGAUACGAGUAAAAUGGAGAAUGUAACCCCUGAGGAAAGAGGGGAAGAAGAAAGGUUUCUGGACGCUUUACUCGAGACUCCCUCGAUUAAUCGUACGAUGAACUUCUUGUCCGAUCAUGGCCUUUUCGGAAAUGGCAAUCGCACAUACAGAGAAAUACUUAAGCAUGUUUGGUUCUAUCAGUAUCCAAGACAUCAAAGAAUCAAUGUAGCUACAAGUUCAGCGUUCGAGCAUAUUUUUUGCGGGGAAUUGAAAAAUGGCAGACAAUUAAUAGGUUUUCACAAUUGGGUAUCUUUCAACAAUGCCGAGAGGUCUGGUGACAUGGAAUACUGGGGAUACAGAUGGAAGAGGUCCUUGGCAAAUACCACCAUUCCCGCCGUGGUAUAUGCGACCUACCGUUACGUUGGAAAGGUGAAGUCGUCGUCAUUUUUUGUCGGAACUUCGCCAGAGUUGGAAAUAUCCUUGUAUACACUUUGCUAUUUUGCAAGACCUGAUAAAUACUGCCAUAUAUCGAUGGAUGGAACCAAUUUCGGAAUCCGCACCAACGUUAUGAGACAUAUUGGUCGUGAGGCUCACUUAGCUUCAGCAUAUGCGACACUGUGA
This is a messenger RNA of Diprion similis, 1099 nucleotides long. Its product is annotated as endoribonuclease CG2145-like. NCBI's taxonomy places the organism in Eukaryota, Metazoa, Arthropoda, Insecta, Hymenoptera, Diprionidae. The transcript is spliced from 4 exons. Gene Ontology annotation, molecular function: RNA endonuclease activity. The record is from RefSeq and is a predicted model, not a curated record. Bases 206 to 1099 code for a protein of 297 amino acids.